UUGCGAGCAUCGCUUGUCACCGCGGCCGUCAAGGGCGGCGUCCCCGGGGUGCAAGCUCACAUCGACGACCACAUUGGAGAUCUGCAUGCCUACCUCACGUGUGUUUUAGACGCACAUGAUCUACCGGCCAAUGUGAAGCGUAUAAUUUGGAGUGGAAUGGCGCAUCGAGCCUCAACCUUCCAACGCACCAUCGACGCAAUCCGAGCAAAGCAUGCCUUGGCGUUGCUGUCGGCUAUUGAAUCCGAUCGAUAUAUAAACCGACUCGCUCAAAUCGUGUUUCAAUUGGAGCGAUCUCCAUCUCAACUUGUCAACAGUGUCGACGACACGUCGGUCAUUGCGCCAAUGACGCUACCACCGCCGACGUCUCCCGUCAGCCGCGGCAAGCGCGUCACAAGCAUCGACGCCACAGAGAGUUUUCAGUCCCUUUCGUCUCCGAAAAGAGCCAAGCGAUGUGACGAGGACAGUCCACUGGAGCCUUCGCCAACACAAGAUGUCGUAGACGACAUCACCGACCUUGCUUUGAGGAUGAACCAACGCGCCACACGAGUGGAAUCCUCUCCGAUACCAGCCGAACCCACCAAAUCUUUUUCCGUUGCUCCAUUAGUCCUUCCUGACCAGAUCGUCAACAUGGUCUCCGCCAUCGAAGCGACCAUGUCGGCCACGCCCGCUGGGGCCCCGAGUGAUAUUUGCAAUGCCAUCCUUGAGGCUGGAACUGCGUUGCUACAACUCCCCGAGCACGCGUCGACCUCGCACCUAGACUUGCUAUGCAAAACGCUGCCACUCGCUGACCUCCUCGACGACACUGUUCUGCUUCUGAUCACAAAGCUUUUGGACGCCAAAUGGACAGGUCAAGAUGCCGCAGUAGUCAUUGAGGCGACGCUGGUCGCCCGAAUCCAGACUGCCACCACCGCGAUCCCUCGAUCUUUGCUCAAGGCAUUGCAAGCGGUAGCCUCGGCCCUUCCCCACGUCGCCAUUGGUACCAUUCUCGUUCCCAUUCUCACAAGUCCACAUGCGAAUGCGGCCCAAUGCGAAGCCAUGACUCGGCUGGUCCGCGACGGCCUCGGCCCUCAACAAGUGCCAGUGAUCAUCACCCGAUUGCUUGAGGCGAAAAUCCUUCAAAGCCCACACGAUCGCGUUCUCCUUGUUGUCCAACAAAUCUUUAACGUGAAAGCGCAGCUCUCUCAGGAAGUUAUCGACCAAGUCGUCGACAGUCUCGUCCGAGCCGUCGCAGACUCCCCUGCCACAACCACAGUCUCGGUCAAAUUUGCAUCGGUCUUGUUCACGCUUGUCACAAAACAUGGACCGCUCUGCGUGCGUCACCGCGAUACCUUGCUCACCAUCGCGUCCAAAUGCACGUCAAGCAUGGCGAAGACUGCUCUCCGCGCGAUCGACAAGCUUGCUUGAUGUGGCGCUGGAGGUUCCAAAGGAAGUUGCCUCCACGGCAGCAAAUGCGUUGAGUGAGGAAAGAUGGUUGUGAUGGCAUUCAUACAGUGAGGAAAAUCCGCCGCUUGGCCACAAACGUCCUGCUUCGCUCUCGUCGGCAUCAAAGCUGACGAUGACGGACAAUUCAAACAAAUAUCCACGGUCAAGAUGAGUCUGCUAAGACGAGUUGCCGAGCCCCUCCAUGUCGUGAACCGCACAAGACGCAAUUCGCUUGAGAGACGGUAGCAAGACGACCAACAUGAAGUGCGAUUCCAGAAAUUCAGAGUUACUUGCCAAUGCAAAAGUCUGCAAAAAGGACAUCCAAAAUGUCUUCGACGUCGACACGACCGACAAUCCGUCCCAUGCACGUCACCGCGUGGCGCAAGUCUUCAGCGGCCAGCUCCGCCUGCAAGGAGGACAUUUGUCAGCAGAAUCGACAGGUUGUUGGGCUGUGCUGCUGCACCUGAUAGGGAUGGGCUAGAAACGCGCCCAAGUGGGCGACGCUUGCUUGGAGAUGCUGCCUGUGCCGCUCUCGCGUGAUAAUCACAUUACUACUUGC
This is a messenger RNA of Aphanomyces invadans, 1981 nucleotides long. RefSeq lists its product as hypothetical. The transcript is spliced from 4 exons. Lineage: Eukaryota; Oomycota; Saprolegniomycetes; Saprolegniales; Verrucalvaceae. Gene Ontology annotation, biological process: interstrand cross-link repair. Gene Ontology annotation, cellular component: Fanconi anaemia nuclear complex. The record is from RefSeq and is a predicted model, not a curated record. Bases 157 to 1404 code for a protein of 415 amino acids.